CUCCUCAUUUUGCAGCUUUUUCUACCCCCUAUUUAGAAGACACGAUGGCGAAUGCUGCAUCCGGAAUGGCAGUGCAAGAUGAGUGCAAGCUGAAAUUUCUGGAAUUAAAAGCUAAAAGAAACCACCGUUACAUUAUCUUCAGGAUUGAGGGUCAGCAGGUUGCGGUGGAUAAACUUGGCAGUCCCGGCGACACCUACGACGAUUUCACAGCCGCUUUGCCGGCUAAUGAGUGUCGUUAUGCUGUCUACGACUUUGACUUCACCACAGAUGAAAAUGUCCAAAAGAGCAAGAUUUUCUUUAUUGCAUGGUCACCAGAUACCUCAAAAGUGAGAAUGAAGAUGGUGUACGCAAGUUCAAAGGACAGAUUUAAGCGGGAGCUGGAUGGAAUUCAAGUUGAAUUGCAAGCAACGGAUCCAAGUGAAAUGAGCCUUGACAUUGUAAAAGCUCGCGCAAUUUGAAUAUAUACUUCUUCAACAAAAUUCACAAUUUACGGUUUGUAUUAUUUUCAAUUUUGGCAGUACCUAUUCACUUUGGAUUUUGGUCAAAAUUUGUAUUCUCUUUUUCUAACAUAGGUAGAUAAAAUUAUAUAUAAAUAAGAUUAGUUUUUGUAGUGUCAAAGACCACCAAAUUAAUUCCCCUUUUAUUUACUUGUCAUGGUACAAGAUGGGUAAUUGUUUAUUCAU
This is a messenger RNA of Olea europaea var. sylvestris, 683 nucleotides long. Its product is annotated as actin-depolymerizing factor 7. Gene Ontology annotation, molecular function: actin filament binding. Gene Ontology annotation, biological process: actin filament depolymerization. The record is from RefSeq and is a predicted model, not a curated record. Gene Ontology annotation, cellular component: actin cytoskeleton; cytoplasm. The transcript has 3 exons. Bases 45 to 458 code for a protein of 137 amino acids. Lineage: Eukaryota; Viridiplantae; Streptophyta; Magnoliopsida; Lamiales; Oleaceae.